Penicillium coprophilum is the source of this 2286-nucleotide messenger RNA. RefSeq lists its product as uncharacterized. NCBI's taxonomy places the organism in Eukaryota, Fungi, Ascomycota, Eurotiomycetes, Eurotiales, Aspergillaceae. Gene Ontology annotation, molecular function: oxidoreductase activity. The record is from RefSeq and is a predicted model, not a curated record. The transcript is spliced from 5 exons. Bases 1 to 2286 code for a protein of 761 amino acids.
AUGAAUCGACUUUUCCAUGCUGUUCCUACAGCCAGAGUAACGGCUGCGCGAUAUUCUACCCAUUCAAUUCGGGAUCCAAAAAUUUCUAGUCUCGUGCCCCUGAUCAAUAUUGCAAAACCAAUAUUUGCCUCUGAUGCCUCCCACUUGAGGGAGAUCCAUGAAAACCUUGAAGCCAAAGGCGUGGUCCAAGUGCAGUUGGGGUUUGGCGACGAGAAUAGUACAUAUCUCCAGAGCUUGAUAUCCAAUCUUCACAAAAACCACAACCACGGUCUCCCCAUAACCCACAGCGCCGAGCGCGGUUGGUUUUGGGAUGUUCGGCCCUCUCCCGCUAGCUUCCAAAGCCAUGGACACCAAGCUCGAUCAGAGACAAUGUCUCAGUUUGAAUGGCACACCGACUGCAGCUAUGAGGAGCAACCCCCGCGAUUCUUUGCUCUUCAGGUUCUUCAGCCAGAUCGUUGUGGCGGUGGGACACUGUCCGUUCUGAAUGUCGAUCGACUCCUUACCUUGCUUUCGCCUUUUGCGCAACGAUGGCUCUCUAGCCAUAACUACAAAAUUACCGUCCCUCCCGAAUUUAUCAAGACGGAGGGGAAACAGCACAUCGUGGGCAAUCUGCUCGCUGUGAGACCCGGAGGAAAGCCCGGCAGUCAAUUGCGGUUUAGGGAAGACAUCACGGUUCCCUUGACAUCGAACGCUACGCAAGCAUUGGACGAGCUGAAAAAAAUCCUUUACGGUGGCGCUCGGGAAGAGACUCUCCAUCUCACACCCCAGAGUCUCCCGCAAGGAUCAAUCAUCAUGAUGGAUAAUCGACGGUGGCUUCAUUCACGUAAUGAAGUCAAAGAUCCCAACCGGCAUCUUCGGCGAGUCCGGUGGGAUGCAUCACCAUUUGGGCCUAAAGGACUGAAUGUGAACCUCCUGGACCAAGACCGUCACAGUUAUAUCUCAAGACUGAGCAACUGCUCCUCUUCUUGGCCAGCCGGAUCCUUGGAUGCAUCAUGUCCUUGUCCCGUGCUGACCACCCAACGACACGAUGAUGAGUUGAGAAACUUGCACCUGGCUUUGAAAUUGGCACUCGAGGAUAUCAUUGAGCGAUGGUGGACAGAUGAAGAAGCCAACUUCCCUCUGCGCAUGCCGUUAGAACAGGAGGAGGAAGAUCUCUUGCGCUGGAUGCACUCAAACCGAGACCUGUUCCCACUAUGGAACCAGCGACAGGGAUCUUGGAGACCAGACUUUUUGGUGGAGCAAGACGAAGCUGGCAGGGAAGUUUUUCGCGUCUGUGAGAUCAAUGCGAGAUUCUGCUGGAAUGGCUACAUGCAUGCUGGCUUUGGUCAAGAAUCGCUGGCGGCAUUCAAUAUUGAAUCACGGGGUCUGACUCACGCCGUGGCGGCUGAAACGAUUCUCGGUGGAUUGUUGGAACUAUUCGAUAGCAAACUUCCUCUGCAUCUUGUCAAAGGUGAAGAGCACGGUGUUGAUAUCGCGAUGUUUAUCGAAUUUGCACAGAAGAGCCUUGGUAUCAAAGUACGACUCAUCACUCCAGACACUCUCCGGCUUAUCCCAGAUUCUACUCAGUCUGGGAAAGGGGGAUACAAGCUGUGCUGUCUCGCUGAAACAGAUGCCGUUGAUACAAUUACAACCGAGUCGGGCGAGAUCGUGGAAGAGAUUCAUCAGAUUGGUCUCGAACUCCACCAGCGGGAGAUCAAUGGUCUUGAUUUGGAAAUGAAGCGUCAGAUCAGCCUACGGUGCUUCAACGACAUGCGAACCAUCCUACUUGCUCAUGACAAGAGAAUGCUGGGACUUGUUCUUGAAGAAUUGAACUCUUUGAUUCACAGGCACAUCAUCACCCCUGAACAGGCCCAAUGGCUUGAGGGGGGCUUGGCUCACACGGUUCUACCGGGCUCCACAGGGUUAAACCAAUUUAUUGAGAAUUGCAAAGCCUCGGUUGUGUUCCAAAAUGACUACCUACUUAAACCGAUUAGGGGUGGAAAGGGAGCUGGUAUCUUGUUUGGCGAUGAAAUCGGUCACUCCGACUGGCUAGCUCUGCUGGAACCGAUCCGGUGUCCAAGACUAAGACAGGGAAAGACGCUCUACGUUGUGCAGCGCAAAGUCCGCCAACCAUACUACGAUGUGCUUUUGGGAUCGAGAGCCAAGUCAGAGCGCUGCCACAUGGUCGGGACCUAUCACGCCGUUAAUGGUCAUUUCCUUGGACUGGGGAUUUGGAGAUGUAGUCCUGGGAGAUUAUGUGCUAUCUCUAAUGGGGCUACCUGGAUGUGUUCUGUUAAGCAGUCCUAG